Messenger RNA from Pocillopora meandrina, 4072 nucleotides. The record is from the annotation of a GenBank genome assembly. NCBI's taxonomy places the organism in Eukaryota, Metazoa, Cnidaria, Anthozoa, Scleractinia, Pocilloporidae.
ACGCAAUAUUGUUACUUAUGAUUAUCUGCUGAUUUACAUUUGGAACAUGUAUACCUGUUAUUUUGGCUAUGCGAACUGGCAUCUACAACAGUCUUAUUAAUUAAACUUGACAAGAUCUCUCGGGAUUAAUAAGGAUUUUUCGCUAUCAUUUAUUUGUGUUUCCAAAGAUUGGUUCCAAAUGACAGAUGUGCGCGUUACACAGGUGAAAUUUAUGCAUAUUCCUAACACUUUUCGUUGGCAGGAAACCUUUUGUUCGCACGCAUAAUUUGUUAUAAAAUACCCAGCUAGGCCGAGAUUAUUUAUUCGAGGCUGUCUUUUACUGCGGAGUGCAUCAAAGUCGAAGCAAAGAAUAUCCGAUCAAUUUCCUACCCAUCUCCUUUCAUCAAGAACAGGUUUACACUCUCCUGUCAAAAUGGUAAGUCGCCUUAAAGGAAAGAAAUUGUAUAGAUAGAUGUCAUUUUUUAAAUGUACGCUAUUUAUGCUUCUUAUAAAUCUACUAACUCCGGAUCCAGGCUAAGUUCACCAUCGGCGGCCUCGAUGAUGUUCCACUCACUUACGUUCAAGUUUAAAAUAUAGUACCGCUGCGUCUUCGCUUGUUUGCGCGCUUCAUACAGCAGUCGCUGAUUACAUGAAACAAAAAGACAAGGAUAAGAAAACGAAGAUUCGCAGUAUGUCAUCGUGAAAUUGAAAACACUCAAUAAUAUAACUUCAUCUGUGGCUAUUAGGCAUCGCUGAUGCUCGCUCGAGUGGGAGUGUCUGUUUCAAAUCGUCUAGUUGUGGGAAAACCACCAACAAACAUCCAAAAAAUAUUUCAAGUUCAAAAUCGUGAUCGCGACUACAGCGCGCUGAAUUAAAUCGUAGUUAUACCUAUUAAAUGUCUUGGAAACUGGCAAAUUUUGCAUUAGGGAGCGGUGUAAGAUAUGUUACUUCUUAAAUUUUUAGAUCACGCCCACUUCGUUUACCUUGUAUGAUUUUAUCGGUGGAUUGAGUCUAUACAACGAAAAAACAAACCCGUCUUGACAUAUGAAUGAAAGAGACCGUCCAUAAUACCUGUAUCCUUUUCCAUAAUUCAUUGCUAAAAACAGAAAGCGUUAGAGAUGGCGGCCAUGUAUUUAUCGCCAAAAUUGUCCGAAAAUUGUAUUACACAAUUGGCUUUACAUCUUCAGUUGGUAUUGAAGCAUGACGAAUUAGGCUAGAAACCCAUAAAACAUAAUUUUCAGAGUAAAUUAACCCCAGAAUAAUCUAGCGUUUUAACUUAAAAGAGGCUUAAUUUUUUUAAUUUCAAAUUUUUAAAAUACUGGCGGACGCGGAAGUCCAUUUCCGGUGAUUCGCGCUGUUUUGGGCUCCACAGCAUUUUCAUCGAUCCGAGAUGAAAAGGAAUUAAAAAAAACAUGGAAAACAUAUUUCGCUAUACCCUUGGUUAAUAAUUAAAGUUGGUGACCAUAUUGUAUUUCCCGCAGGCCCGGUGAAACAAAUUAAAUCUUCUUCAUUAUCACUCGUUUUUCAGCGCCUUGCCUUUUUUUAAGUAAAUCAUUAAAAAUAUUCAAAACCAAUACACAGAAAACGAUUUUCAGACUUCAAGUUAAAAUAUCGUUCUUAGGGCAUAAAAAAAGUUUCCAAGAUCAUAACAAAACACUUUUCACGCGAGAAAACCUGGCGAAACAUUUUCUAAAAUAUAUUUUCAUCUCUUAAUGACAAAGUAUUAGAAUUCAAAUGCGACAAAAAGGCCUAGGUGGUCUUGAAAGGACGCGGGUUGAGUCAUCAAACUAAACAAAUACAUAUUUUGAUACCUUAAUUCAGCUUUAUUCAGGCUCACAGCGGAGACGGAACAAAAUACAAAUGGCUUUCUCGAACGAAACGCGAAGAAUUCAUUUAACGAUGCAAUAUCAAGGCACUGGUGGAGUCAUUUCCAUCAAACAGAUCAAUUACCAGCUGCUGUGUCUAAAUUGUUCCAGAAUGAAGUAGCUAAAGUUGUUGAAAACCUUUUAAUAUUGUAGUACCCCCAAUAGCAGGUGGUCGGAUUCUCUAUAAUUAAUAGCCGCUUUAGUGAGAGAGAUUCUCUGAAAAAACAUGUGAAAGUGAAAAACUGAAAUCUGCUUCUUUUAAAUGACAGGCUCAACGAUUGACUCAAGCCCAGCGUGAAGGUAAGAGUUGCAGAAAUGUAAUAAUAAGGAAAAGAGAGAUUUAGAAUCACUCACAAUUUAGAAUUUAGAGCCCGCGGUUAGUCAGUGGAGAAGCCUGAGAGAUGCUCUACCCGGCAUUCUUUUGGCUUAAGGGCUUAUCUAUGGUGACCCUAACGCCUACACCACUAUUAUAUUUAUUCCCGAAAAAUAUUUGUAAACUGUAACAACAAAGGUGCGGUUAAAAGCUUUAAGUAGGCCCAAACCUCAACUCAACCCAGGAUUAGUGUUUUUAUGUCCUUCCUAUUAGUCUACAAUACACUCUUUUCCACAACCUAUAUCUCCUAGCUAAUUUCGUGAUAUUCAUUAACCUUUCUUUCUUUAAAGAAAUAGAGGCAGCCUUCAAGCUGUUCGACAAAAACAAUGACGGGCAUAUCUCGGUGGAGGAGUUAGGUGAAGCCAUGAAGCAAGCUGGACAGGAGAUGUCAGUCGAGGAAAUUAAAGACAUGAUCAAAGCAGUGGAUCGCAAUGGUACAAAAAUCAUUCUCUUCCUAGUUUUUAAAAGGAAGGAGGAAGAAACGUGUAUAAAUGUCUAAAACCUGGGAUAAAACAAGUGUGCUAUUCGAGAAUAUUACGAUCUCAGUUGUAAUCUGAAGCCUAAACUUUUUUUAAGGCAAAUGUUAAAGUCGGAUGGCGAGUUGUUAGGGAAGCCUGAUGAAAUACUGAGGGUAAUCUUGCGAUGGACUAGCAUCCAGGGAGACCGGGAUAAGCUCCGAUUGGGUGGGCUACUAAGCUUGAACACAGACUUUGCCUUUGACCGCGGUAUGAUCUGAUUUGUAAUGUUCUUAUCUUUGUUUUCUAUUUCUCCUUUAGGCAAUGGUAAAGUAGAAUAUAGUGAGUUUGAGGACAUGAUGGCCAGCCAAAUUGGAGAACCGAUGACUGGUGACGACCUCAAGUAUUACUUCAAGAAGUUUGACACAAAUGGAGAUGGCUUCAUAACAAGUGACGAGCUUGGACUGGUGAUGAAAACGUUUGGCGGCAAAACCUACUCAAAGAAAGAAAUCGAUGACAUGAUCAAGGAGGCUGAUACGGAUAGCGAUGGAAAAGUCAGUUAUGCAGGUACUUCUUGAAUGAGAGCGGGACUUGGGCCGAACUUUUAGUCAACCUCUUUCCCAGGUCUCUACCUUUUCAAUUACUUCCCGCGCUUUUAAAGCAAUUUUUUAACAUAAUCUUGAAUUUAAACUAGGAUUCCUCGUUCUUGCUGUACCCCACCCCAUUAUUGGUCCUUGAGACUAUCGCCAGCCACCUGAACAAUCAGAUACAACACUGAAAAACAUCGUGACUUCGUCUCAUCCUUUUUCUCGCGUUUCAGCCAGUUUCCUCGUUUUUACCUGCGUCUCUCAGGGGAUAUUUAGGGUAUCAUUCUUCAUUCGAUUGGCCGUUUUGAUUGCUUCAGUGUUGGAAUUACCCAACUCAGUCGAAACACACCCUGGAGGAUUCAAGUGAUCUUUCCCUUUCAUUAUCAAAUGCUGCUCUAGCAUUAGCAGUGUACAUCACCGACAGUUAUUAUCUUUUGUUUCGCGCAAAACUUGUAAACUAAAUUUACGACUUAACGUUUCGUCCAAGUGAAAUAACCUGAUCUAUCUAUUCUGUCUAUGCUGAAAACGAUCUUUCUUUUUUUCGACACGCAGAAUUUGUUGUCAUGGUUACACAGAAAGGGCAAUGAUGCAAAGUGAUGACAAUGGAAGUGGUUCGCUUUACUUUAAGUGGUGGGCUUCAAGAGGAUUGCCUUUGUCACACUGCUGUUUAACAGAUUCACGUUUCUUGAGCUGGCACAAGUAGUGUGGUAUACUAAACGGACGACAGGGGAUUUGUGUGUUCUGUCGAUACAGACUGAACUUUAGAAGCAUAAGAAUAUGUGUAGCUAUAUUUACUAGGUGAUACUGAGGGAU